Molecule: messenger RNA, 1500 nt
Organism: Cercopithifilaria johnstoni
Lineage: Eukaryota; Metazoa; Nematoda; Chromadorea; Rhabditida; Onchocercidae
Source: the annotation of a GenBank genome assembly
AUGAUGCGGAAAGGGAUUGAUAAGAGUUCUGAAGAAUGGAAAUCAUCAACGAAACGCGAAACUCUUCUAGGAAUGGAGCAGGAACUAAGGAACCUCGUGGAAACAGCACCACUCGAUCAGAAAGAGGUUGUACAAAAAGAAUUAAAUUGUUUUCGGGAUUUGUUUUCACGUUUUCUGCGUGCUAAAACCACUAUCGAAUGGAAAAAAAUUCAACCGCUCCCCAAUAAUGCAAUUAUAUCCUAUAAAGAGUUGAAGCUGCAUGAUCCAAGCAAAGAUCUAGUAUCAAGUCACUUGAGCAAACUGGUGGUUGUAAAGUUAAACGGCGGCUUGGGCACAUCAAUGGGUUGUAAAGGUCCGAAAUCUAUGAUUUCAGUUCGAAAUGACCUGACAUUUCUCGAUUUAACAUUGCAGCAAAUUCAGAAUAUGAAUCGUACCUAUGACGUCAACGUGCCGUUGGUUUUGAUGAAUUCAUUUAAUACGGAUGAAGAUACGAAGAAACUGCUGAGAAAAUACAAAAAUGUGCAAGUUGAUGUGCACUCCUUUUGUCAAUCCAAAUAUCCGCGAAUAUUAAAGGAAUCACUCAUGCCAAUUGUCAAAAAUGUUUCCUAUAGUGAUCAUGAUGAAUGGUACCCACCUGGUCAUGGUAAUUUCUAUGAAGCAUUUUAUAAUUCAGGACUUCUGGACAAGUUUCUUCAGGAUGGAAAACAGUUCUGCUUCCUUUCAAAUAUUGACAAUAUGGGUGCGACGGUUGAUAUGAAUGUAUUAAAUUUCAUUGUGCAGGAAGUAAAUGGUCAGCAACCAGAAUUUGUAAUGGAGGUCACUGAUAAGACUAGGGCCGAUAUUAAGGGUGGUACACUGAUCCAGUAUGAGGAUCGAUUGAUGUUAUUGGAAAUCGCUCAAGUGCCAAAAGAUUAUGUUGAUGAGUUUAAAAGUGUAAGCAAAUUCAGAAUAUUUAAUACAAACAAUUUGUGGGCCAAAUUAAGUGCAAUCAAGAGAGUGGUUGAACGAAAAGAAUUGGAAAUGGAAGUGAUCGUUAAUCCAAAGCAUUUGGAUCGUGAUGUUGAUGUUAUACAGCUAGAAACUGCUGCUGGUGCCGCUAUCAAAAAUUUCAAAGGAGCAUGCGGAAUUAAUGUUCCUCGUUCGCGGUUUCUUCCUGUUAAAACGACCUCGGAUCUUUUAUUGCUUAUGUCAAAUUUAUAUGAAAUCUGCAAUGGUAACCUAACAUUAAGUCAUCUUCGUUCCUUCCCAACAACACCACUUGUCAAAUUGGGUAGCUCUUUUGACAAAGUACAAGAAUAUUUGAAACGUUUCCAGGGCAUCCCGGAUCUACUCGAAUUGGAUCAUUUAACAGUAUCUGGUGAUGUAUGGUUCGGCAAGGAUGUUACAUUAAAGGGUACGGUAAUAAUAAUAGCAAAUCAUGGUGAUCGUAUAGAUAUUCCACCAGGAACCAUUCUUGAAAAUAAAAUUGUUUCCGGCAAUCUCCGGAUUCUGGAUCACUGA